UCUCCCCCCUUGCCGACUUCCCACCCUCCCCAACGUCUCGGCCGCUCGCUCCACUCGUGCCCCCCGCCGACCUGCCGACCCGAAGGAUCCUCGACUUCGGCAACUACCGCUGUGUUCCUGGCCUCCCGUCGACAGUCAUGACGAGGGCCGACACGUCGUCCCACGAUCUGUUCACACAGAACUUGCCUCUCAGGGGACCUCUGCCCAGGACGGUCGUGGAUGAAGGGGACCUGUUACGGUUCCGUGUGGUGGGUGGGGACGUCUUCCCACUCAAGGGCUUACUUCCCACCAUCAUACGCUUUUCACUGCCAACCAAUUGCCAAACUGCGAACCCGCAACGGUUACGCGUACGACUCCCCGGUUUCCGCUGCUCUCACGUCCCUCCUCAUGGACAAUGUCGAAACUUCUCCCGCUCCGACUGCCGUCCGGCGGCACAACUACGGCGGGUUACGAACGUGUUGGGAACAUGGGAAGCAAAUUCGCCAUUGUCGCUUAAUUUCGACGGUAUCAACGAUCGCAACACCUCUGCUGGUCACCGUCUUGUUUGCCAAGGCCACACGGAGGGCAAUUUGCGAGUGGCCCUGGUGGGGGUCAACAGUUUUCUCGGCGUGCAGACGGGGGGAGGAGAUGAUGUACCGACCUCACGCGCCAAGCUGAUCUGCAAGCAAUGGAUUCCGGUUUUGAAGCGGAAGCCUUACGAAACACGCUAUCAUCGAAUGCAUCCGACGCGCAUCCGACGCGCAUCCAUAUCCUACCUGAUCAUUUGCCCGAGUCCGUGAACG
This is a messenger RNA of Fimicolochytrium jonesii, 782 nucleotides long. RefSeq lists its product as uncharacterized. The coding region runs from base 138 to 779 and encodes 213 amino acids. The record is from RefSeq and is a predicted model, not a curated record. The transcript has a single exon. Lineage: Eukaryota; Fungi; Chytridiomycota; Chytridiomycetes; Spizellomycetales; Powellomycetaceae.